Molecule: messenger RNA, 2413 nt
Organism: Zalophus californianus (California sea lion)
Lineage: Eukaryota; Metazoa; Chordata; Mammalia; Carnivora; Otariidae
Gene: FPGS
Product: folylpolyglutamate synthase
Exons: 15
Coding region: 117-1931 (604 amino acids)
Biological process (GO): tetrahydrofolylpolyglutamate biosynthetic process
Cellular component (GO): mitochondrion; cytoplasm; cytosol
Molecular function (GO): ATP binding; tetrahydrofolylpolyglutamate synthase activity
Source: RefSeq, a predicted model, not a curated record
UAUUCCCCCUCUUCUCUCUGGCCCAGCUGAACCCCAGGCGGAGCAGGCUUGACAGAGGUGCCCUCACCCAUGAAUCACUUUGUGCCCAGCCCCGCUGGGGUGUGGGAAGCCCGGGGAUGAAACGUGCCAGGUCCCUGGCAACCCUCUGGCCGGCGGCUGAGAAGGUGAGGUGGAGAGCAGCCAUGGAGCGACCAGGCCCAUCUGCGAGUCCUUUGUCAGCUAAAACCGCCUCCUUCCAGGAUGCUGUGCGCACACUGAACACCCUGCAGACCAAUGCUGGUUACCUGGAGCAGGUAAAGCGCCAGCGGGGUGACCCUCAGACACAGCUGGAAGCCAUGAAGCUGUACCUGGCCCGGAGUGGGCUGCAGGUGGAAGACUUGGACCAGCUGAACAUCAUUCACGUCACUGGGACCAAGGGGAAGGGUUCCACGUGUGCCUUCACCGAACGUGUGCUCCGCAGCUAUGGCCUGAAGACAGGAUUCUUUAGCUCUCCCCACCUGGUGCAGGUGCGGGAGCGGAUCCGCAUCAACGGGCAGCCCAUAAGCCCCGAGCUCUUCACCAAGCACUUCUGGCACCUCUACCACCGGCUGGAGGAGACCAAGGACGGCAGCAGCUGUGUCUCCAUGCCUGCCUACUUCCGCUUCCUCACACUCAUGGCCUUCCACAUCUUCCUCCAAGAGAAGGUGGACCUGGCAGUGGUGGAAGUGGGCAUUGGUGGCGCUUACGACUGCACCAACAUCAUCAGGAAGCCUGUGGUAUGUGGCGUCUCCUCUCUUGGCAUCGACCACACCAGCCUUCUGGGGGACACAGUGGAGGAGAUCGCAUGGCAGAAAGGGGGCAUCUUCAAGGUACCAGGCAGUCCUGGGGAGAGGAGGUACCUGGACGGCCUGGGCCUGGCCCUCAAGGCUCAGCAUGGCGUCCCUGCCUUCACGGUGCUCCAGCCUGAUGGUCCCCUGGCAGUGCUGCGGGACCGUGCCCAGCAGAUCUCCUGUCCUCUCUACCUGUGCCCACCACUGGAAGCCCUGGAGGAAGGGGGGCCACCGCUGACCCUGGGCCUGGACGGAGAGCACCAGCGGUUCAACGCCGCCUUGGCCUUGCAGCUGGCUCGCUGCUGGCUGCAGCAAAAGGGCCACCAGGGCCUCGGGGAGCUGAAGGUGUCUCGGCCCAGCGUCUUGCGGCAGAUGCCCCUGGCACCCGUGUUCCAGCCCACGCCCCACAUGCGGCAUGGGCUUCGGGACACGGAGUGGCUGGGCCGGACGCAGGUGCUGCGGCGCGGGCCCCUCACCUGGUACCUGGACGGCGCGCACACCACCAGCAGCGUGCAGGCCUGCGUGCGCUGGUUCCGCCAGGCGCUGCACCGCGGCCAGAGGCCCAGCCGCGGCCCUGAGGUACGCAUCUUGCUCUUCAACUCCACCGGGGACCGGGAUUCCGCGGCCCUGCUGAAGCUGCUGCAGCCCUGUCAGUUUGACUAUGCUGUUUUCUGCCCUAACCUGACAGAGGUGUCGUCUGCUGGCAACGCAGACCAGCAGAACUUCAUGGUGACCCUGGACCAGGUGCUGCUCCGUUGCCUUGCACAUCAACAGUACUGGAGCCACCUGGCUGAGGCGCAGGCCAGCCCAGACCUCUGGAGCCCCCCCAGCCCGGAGCCUGGUGAGCCCACAUCCUCGCUGCUGGCUUCCCACCCACCCUGCACCCAUAGCACCAGCUCCCUCGUCUUCAGCUGCAUCUCCCACGCCCUGCAGUGGAUCAGCCAAGGCCGGGACCCUGUCCUUCAGCCACCCAGUCCCCCACAGGGCCUCCUUGCCCACCCUGUGGCAGGCAGCGGGGCCAGUGUGCUCCGUGAGGCUGCCGCCAUCCAUGUACUGGUCACGGGCAGCUUGCACCUGGUGGGCGGCGUCCUGAAGCUGCUGGAGCCUGCCCUGUCCCAGUAACCCAGGCAGUGGGGGGUGGAAGUGGGGGUCUCCCAUGCCUGCCCUGCAGCUCUCCAUGAACUCCUGUUAGGUGCCUUUUGUCAGCUUUUCUGAUGCUGUCCACACUGGCCCAAGGGCCUGGGCUCUGGGCAGCAAGAUCGAGGGCUAGAGCAGGGGAGGCCAAGAUAGGACAUCCUCCGUCUGAGCCUAGGGUGCCUUUGGCCUCUCCUUCCUCCUGAGGCAACCCGAGGGCUUCCUGGUUCUCCCACUGUUGUAGCAGGCCAGACUAUGCAGCCCACCUCCCUUGCCACCCUUGCCUGCCUCCUGGCUCCAGCCCAGCUUACUAUGCGAGCUGCCUGGCCAGGCCUAGAGUCCUGCUGGGUGCUGGUUGAUAGAUUACCUCUUAGUGGCCUUCUGGGGAAGAGAGGGCUCCUGCCUGGGGCCCACUAGAGACAGAGGAUGGCUGGAGUCAAUUAAAGCCUUUAACUUUUUUUAAAAAAAAA